AUGCGAAUGAAACGGUUUGACGACGUGAACGGUGUGACGAUUCCAGCGCUCUAUGGAAAACAGCUUUUGUGCUCUAUGGACGAUAAGGACGACAAGUACUGGUCGAACCUAGCGUAUCAGCGCAAGAAUAUCAAUAGUGUUGCAUUGAGAGAUGAGGUAGUAGACGUCCAGUCACAAAAGAUGAGCAAAUUCGUUCUGGAACGUAUUCAUCCUCUCCUUCAACAGUUGGUAUUGUAUCAAAAAGCGAGCCGAGAUGUUAAAGAAAUUCUUACUGUGGUCAAAGAAUUUAUUGAAGGUGAAUGGGCGGUAGUGGAUGUACAGGAACGAGCAGCGUGCGAGGCAGCGAUUCUCAUUGCUUUACGGAUCGGCGCUGAGUCCUCGAUAUCAAAGGGUUACUGGAACCGCGAUCGUUCGAGAUAUGCUGCUGUGAUACAUGCCUGUCUUCGAAGAGACAAUGCGAAAACCAGUCAAUAUAUACAGCUCAACUCCAUCAAAUUCCGACAUGUCCAUUCACUGCUUUCUGCUUUGUUAUCGAACAUCGAAGGCGAUUCCAUUGUGGUAUUCUCAGUCUUGCAAGCUAUCUUUGAUCUCACUCAAUACAUACUUUGUUCCGAUGCAUUGAGAAAAGAGUUCCUAUUGCCUCAAUGUGUUCCAUUGUAUGGAAAGCUUGUUUCUGUUUCCUUAGAAGUCCUUUCCAAUUACUCGAAAGAUUUUAGAUGCAGAUGGGUGACUCUUGCAAUAUUAGAAGUACUGGUGAGCUCUUCUAAGGACAGUUUGUCCCUAUGCAUUGUGCUACCUGGGUUAUCUUCCACUUUGGCCACUACGAUCUGUGAAUCAGUCAACGAGCAUUUGGAUAUCACAACUACGUCUUUAAAGGUGAUAUCAAUGGCUGUGCGAUAUUCCUUAGCAGAUUCGGCGGAGGAUAUUGCUAACGUCGAAGAAUCGAAAGAAAUCAAGCCAGAAAUACUUGAACUUUUGGUGAGACGGAAUAUUGAGUGGAAAACUAUGUCAGCUGUGAACAUCAGCAAAAUAAUACGGAUGUUAUGCUCGACUCUAGCGGUACAUCCUGAUGAACAUGUUCGAAUGACGCUCUUGGAAGUUGUUGAUUCUAUCCGAACUGAUUGCAAGAAAGCGUUUAAUGGGGCUUUAGAUCCUUUUCUGUUGGAUUUGUUGCUGAUAGUACGCGGAACUACUUCAUUUGACAGUGAGGUUGUUUUGCGACUACGAGCAGAGAACGUAUCUGCAUUCUCUCUCCAUAUGCAUGGAAAGCUACGAGAGUUAGCCGAGAGAAUACCAUUGUACGUGAGGAAAAGAACUUCAAAUAACGAUCUCAUGUUCCAUCAGUUAGCGGGAGUGCUGUCCUGUCUGGAAUUGGAUGUGACCAGACUAGCUAUCUGCCGAGCACCAUCCUUACAAACCAUACUCUGCGCUCUAGCCUCAUCCUUGUGCGUAGAUGUACGACGAGUUCUGAUUAGCCGUACUCAGAUUCGUGAAUCUUCUGUGGAGUUCUUGAAGUCUUUACCCUUCUCGUUUGAUGUAAAAAUUGGUUGGAUACUUCCCGUUUGCAAGUUGCUUGCUAUUCACGGAGGAGUUGAGGUAAUCGACAUAGCUGCAUCUGAGAUGGUGGAAAGCUCAAAGAGUGAUCGUGCUUCUCUUGCAAUCCUGAUAACUUUGAUCUUGGCAGAGAUGGAACCGCAAGAUGAUUCACACAUUCUGUAUUUGCUUACUGAGACAUGUAUCGAUUGGAUCAGAGAUGCCCGUCCAGAAGAGCAUACACGCGAUGACAUCAUUGAACAUAAGGUACCUGUCCCGAGCGGAGAAACUAUCCUUUCCAUUUCUUUGGUAUCGCUAGUAGCCGUCACCUUUACUCGCAUCAACGAGGAAAAGAAGCAAUUGAAGCUGCUGACUGCCUUUUUAUACGAGUUACUUGGCCUUUAUGCGAUAACUAACUGGAUUGUGCAUGAUGCAGCCGAUUGUGCAUUGAAUCAAAUAGCUAGUACCAUGUCACUCUCUGUAUCCGAGUUUUUAUAUGAACGAGGAACCUAUCUUGUACACAAGAUUGCUCUGGCAUCUCGCUCUCGUAGAGAGCACUAUCAUGCUCCUAUUGUAUUCUCGGCCCUUCUAGAAAGGGUAGAUGACCCACGAAUGUACGAUCACGUGAGACACAUUGUGGAAGAUCUUCUGCUCGCGUUGGACAGAUUCAAACAGGAGUACUGUAUAUUAAUUUUACGAUCCAUGUUAGCCUUUGUUACCGCUGCGGGAAGAUGGUUUCCAGAACUUGAACCGCCACAAGAGGAGGAUAUGUCGCCCGCUGAAGAGGACCAACUGACCGAAAAUCAGGCAAUGGAAACUAAGAAAGCACCACCACCACUACCAAUUCAAAGUGUCGAAUGUGUUCUACUCAGAACGAAACACCUGCUAUCGUCAUCGCACUUUCCAAUAAGAAUACUUGUAAUGAAGAUAUUACGUGAGGGAUUUUGGGUGUUGAGAAAUUUCGAUGAUCAAUUGUUACCGAUGGUACAUCAGAACUGGGAAGUGUUGAUUAACAGAUUUCGUGAUAAAGAGUUGGAAGUGCGUCACGAAGCUCUCAAGGUUGUCACCCAAAUAGUACGCCUCUCCAAAACCUUUGUCUAUCGUAAAGUGCGCUAUCAAAUGUGGCCAAUUCUUGGUAAGUGGAUGCAUGACGCUAGCAUCCACACUUAUUCUACGACAUCUGUAGCGUAUAAAUACCAGCUGUUUGUUUUGCAGAGUGUCGCCGAGAUUUUCAUCGGGAUAGAGGCUUCAUCAGAUGAUUUGAAUUUGGUGUUGGAGAUGCUGGCUUUGUACUGCAACAGAACAGGGACUCCUCAACUGAAAAAAGAGGCAGAAUCUGCUACGAAACGUCUGAACGUCUACCUUGAAAGGAGAAAACGAAAAAAGGAUUUGGGAGAAAUAUGUCUAUAG
Messenger RNA from Necator americanus (New World hookworm), 2943 nucleotides. RefSeq lists its product as uncharacterized. Gene Ontology annotation, cellular component: cytoplasm. Bases 1 to 2943 code for a protein of 980 amino acids. Lineage: Eukaryota; Metazoa; Nematoda; Chromadorea; Rhabditida; Ancylostomatidae. Gene Ontology annotation, biological process: chromatin remodeling. The transcript is spliced from 23 exons. The record is from RefSeq and is a predicted model, not a curated record.